UUUGUUUGUUUCUCGGCUAAGAAACACACAGAGGCAUCACACGCCAUGCAGCACUACGGCGUGAACGGGUAUUCCCUCCACGCCAUGAACUCGCUGAGCGCCAUGUACAACCUCCAUCAGCAGGCGGCUCAACAGGCCCAGCACGCACCCGACUACCGGCCGUCGGUACACGCGCUCACGCUCGCUGAGAGGCUGGCUGACAUUAUACUCGAGGCUCGUUACGGCUCUCAGCAUCGUAAGCAGCGGCGGAGUCGCACGGCCUUCACCGCGCAGCAGCUCGAGGCUCUGGAGAAAACCUUUCAGAAAACACACUACCCGGACGUGGUGAUGCGUGAACGUCUGGCCAUGUGCACCAACCUACCCGAGGCCCGAGUCCAGGUGUGGUUCAAGAACCGGCGGGCGAAGUUUCGUAAGAAGCAGCGCAGCCUGCAGAAGGAGCAGCUCCAGAAGCAGAAGGACGCCUCACCUGAAGGAACGUUAGGAGCAAGCGAGAAGAACGACACUCCCUCCACUGUAAACCUGGAGAACCCGCUUCCUCCUUCGUCCACGUCCUCUUCCUCUUCCGUCGAGGCCGAGGGGCCGUCGGAGCUGAGCGUGGAGCUAAACGUCACCUCCGCGGAGCAGUCAGGGAGCGAGUCGGCCACAGAGGACAACACAACCGACAGGGAAGAAGAGUUAAAGCUUCACCAGGACGACAUGAAGGUGGACAAAUCCGGGAGGCUUUCUCCUCCCUGUAAACGUCUCAGCCCCAAACCAGAUUCUCCCCUCGGCUCGCCGGCGAUCACAUCCGGGGCUAACGGCAUGACUGGAGGCAUCUCUCAGAGCCAUUCGUAUUCGUCGUCACCGCUGAGCCUCUUCCGCCUGCAGGAGCAGUUCCGCCAGCACAUGGCGGCUACUAACAGCUUGGUGCACUAUCCGUCGUUCGACAUGGCCGCCCCGUCCUCCUUGCCCUACCUGGGCAUGAACGUGAGUGUCCCGGCGCCGCUGGGUUCGCUGCCCUGCCAGUCGUAUUACCAGUCCCUGUCCCAGCACGCGCAGCAGGUCUGGAGCGGUCCUCUGCUGCAGGCCUCCGCCGCGCUGCCCGGCCACAACAGCAAGACGAGCAGCAUCGAGAACCUGCGGCUACGCGCCAAGCAACACGCCGCCUCGCUCGGCCUCGACACCAUGCCCAACUAAACACUAACUGCGACAAAACAGGACACGCUCGGCUGAACGAAAAUGAAAACCCCUAGCUGCCACCUGGACCCGCAAAGACGAUUCACAAAAUCUAUGUAAAGAAAUUUGGUGUAAUUUCUGAGCAACUUUUUUUUUUUCUCCCCCUUUCA
Messenger RNA from Ictalurus furcatus (blue catfish), 1325 nucleotides. RefSeq names its product diencephalon/mesencephalon homeobox 1a (gene dmbx1a). Bases 46 to 1176 code for a protein of 376 amino acids. Gene Ontology annotation, molecular function: RNA polymerase II transcription regulatory region sequence-specific DNA binding; DNA-binding transcription factor activity, RNA polymerase II-specific. The record is from RefSeq and is a predicted model, not a curated record. Lineage: Eukaryota; Metazoa; Chordata; Actinopteri; Siluriformes; Ictaluridae. The transcript is spliced from 5 exons. Gene Ontology annotation, biological process: regulation of transcription by RNA polymerase II.